AUGUCCUUUGAAUAUCUCCAGGCUAAUAAAUAUGAAGCCACGCUUUUUUUGGCGAGGAUUAAGGCUGCAUUACCUGAGCGCAAUGAACAAGUCUUGGCAUUUGUGGAACUUAACGAUGUGAUGGUGCCAGAGGAUUGGAACCUAUGGAGAAACACUGUCAAAACAUGGGAGAAGGGCUCAUCCAAACCGAACCCUGUUGUUGUAACCUGUCCUACAGUGACUCAAGCAGCUGUGCACCUGCAGUUAGCCAAUGAGGAGGCUGCGGAGUUAGAGAAUGGUGUGCAAAGUGGGAUGGUGCAUGACCUGGUAUCCCCGAGUGUGAUGAUAAUGGCCGGAAUCGAGCUCCAGGAACAGCAAUAUUGCCUUUGGCAUGACAUAGCGACCCUUGGGGCACAUUCCACAGAUCUCCAACGUGCUAAGAUGAUCGAGCGGUGA
Messenger RNA from Sparassis crispa, 435 nucleotides. RefSeq lists its product as hypothetical. The transcript is spliced from 3 exons. Lineage: Eukaryota; Fungi; Basidiomycota; Agaricomycetes; Polyporales; Sparassidaceae. The record is from RefSeq and is a predicted model, not a curated record. Bases 1 to 435 code for a protein of 144 amino acids.